UUGGAGUAAGUGCAUAUUUGCAAAAGUGUUCCUUGUGUGUGUGCGCAUCAUCGUUACUGACUCCGAAAUAUAAAAGUAGUGAAUUUUGCUGUUUGGCACUUGAAUUUCUAUUGAAUAAUGGGUGCCCGGGUUUAUAAUCUCCGAAAUGCGAAAGAUGUGGCAGCAUCUCUGUCGGAUUCGGAAGAGGAGCAUUUUCCGAGGACAGUGGCAAUGGAAGUUUAUUUAGAGUAUCUGCUAAUCAAGAUUGGAAAAAAUGAAAGAAAAAUCGAAACUACGCAGAUUGAACUUCGCGAAGAUAUAGAAGAUGCAGAGAAUAGAAUGUUAGCCGAAACCACCAACCAAGUAAAGUCACUCAGAAAAGUGCAGGAGGUACGCUUCCAGGUAGUGGAAGGCAAACUAGAAGAUUUCAGGGAGGGUACCACCAAACACAAUAAAAGACUGGCCGAAUUAAUCCAACUGGCAGUCAGAAAAAAUAAGGACGAGAUCCAGAAAGUCGAAGACCGGAGGCAACAGCUGGAAGACAAGAUAUAA
Belonocnema kinseyi is the source of this 531-nucleotide messenger RNA. RefSeq lists its product as uncharacterized. The transcript is spliced from 3 exons. The record is from RefSeq and is a predicted model, not a curated record. Lineage: Eukaryota; Metazoa; Arthropoda; Insecta; Hymenoptera; Cynipidae. Bases 118 to 531 code for a protein of 137 amino acids.